This is a messenger RNA of Euleptes europaea (tarantolino), 1362 nucleotides long. RefSeq names its product kelch repeat and BTB domain containing 13 (gene KBTBD13). The transcript has a single exon. NCBI's taxonomy places the organism in Eukaryota, Metazoa, Chordata, Lepidosauria, Squamata, Sphaerodactylidae. The record is from RefSeq and is a predicted model, not a curated record. Gene Ontology annotation, molecular function: protein binding. The coding region runs from base 1 to 1362 and encodes 453 amino acids.
AUGCAGUCGCCCCUUGCAGACCGGGUGCAGGUCCACGUAGAAGACAAGGCCUUCUUUGUGGACAAAGAUCUUCUGAUAGAACACAGCGAAUACUUCCGUGCUCUCUUCCAGUCUGGGAUGAAAGAGAGCACGCAGAGAGAGAUCCGGAUCCAGGAUCUGAGUGCCACGGGUUUCCUUAUCAUGUUGAAAAUCCUAGAAGGAAGUUACCCUAUGCUCAGCUGCGAGGAGAACCUUCGGGCUGUGGAAUGUGCCUCCUUCCUGCAGGUCAAAGCCAUGGCCCAGUACCUGAUCAACUCCAUCAAUUCUGAUAACUGCAUCCUCCUGUACCAAGCUGCGGCCAUGUUUGGACUUCUGGAUCUCUUCCAUAGCGCUGCACUGUACAUAAGGGACAGUUACGCUGACCUAGAAGAGUAUCUGGAUUGCCUCUCUCCAGAACAUCUGGAUUACAUCGAGUCCCUUAUCCCCAGCACCUUUGUGGCCGUGGGAGCUCACACGCCCACUUUUGAGUUCUUGGAGGACCUCUCGCGGACCAUCUGCUACCUGGACGAGGAGAAGAACGUCUGGAGGACGCUUUCCUGCCUACCACUGACAGCUAGCACCUUCCUCGCUGGCAUGACCAUGACGGAUAACAAGAUUUACAUUGUGGGCGGAGUCUAUGGUUAUAACAAGCAGAUUGUGGACCAAAGCUUUUGCUACGAUGCCACUUCUGACACAUGGAGUGAGUUCUCUAGCCCUCAGCAACUCCGCUACGAUAUCACGCUGACAGCGCAUGGAGAUUACCUGUAUGCCAUCGGAGGGGAAUUUGAGAAGACCCCGCUGCAGUCGGUAGAGAAGUUCAGCAUAUCCACCAACUCUUGGAGUUUCAUCUCUGACCUACCCCAGCCAGCGGCAGCGGCCCCCUGCGCCCAAGCUAUGGGGCGCAUAUUUGUUUGCUUAUGGAAGCCCCUAGACAUGACCAUCAUCUACGAAUAUGAGCCUCAGAAGGAUGAAUGGCUUCCUGUCUCAACGCUCAACAGGCCUCAAAGCUACGGCCAUUGUAUGGUGGCCCAUAGGGACAAUCUCUACAUCAUGCGGAACGGGCCCUUUGACGACUUCUUGCGCUGUGUGAUGGAUUGUUUCAACCUCACCACUAAGCAGUGGACAUCUUUGCCUGGACAGUACAUGAACAGCAAAGGGGCCCUUUUCACGGCUGUCAUAAAGGGGGACAUGGUUUAUACUGUCAACAAGAUGCUAACCCUGUUGUACACCAUAGACGAGAAUACGUGGAAAUUCAAAAAGGAGAAGGCCGGAUUUCCAAGGAGCGGUUCUCUACAGACCUUCCUUCUCCGGCUUCCGAGAACGGAUCACAGCAUCUCAACUUAA